This is a messenger RNA of Aspergillus calidoustus, 3243 nucleotides long. The record is from the annotation of a GenBank genome assembly. NCBI's taxonomy places the organism in Eukaryota, Fungi, Ascomycota, Eurotiomycetes, Eurotiales, Aspergillaceae.
AUGAAUAGAGUCGAAGCACGCUUCGCACAGCCAACGCUUAGCCUCCACAAAGGCACGGGCGACGUGAGAUCGCUUCCAGAACUAAUCGACUUCCACGCGAGAGUGAACCCGCGCCACCGAUUCUGCAUCCAGGUACAGAAGUCCGCAGAUGUACCACUACUAGAUGUAACAUACAAACAGCUGAAGCAAGCAAUCUUGCGCUGUCAGAGCUGGCUCUGCAGGAAUGUGGCCGAGAUCCAAAUUGAGAAUCGCGGCGCAAAGCACCGGGACCGGCCUGUUGGCCUACUCAUGGACAGCGACCUGACCCUCGUCAUAUAUCUUUUUGCAUUGAUGGGCCUGGGGGUUCCGACCGUCCUGCUCUCGACGCGACUCAGUGUCGAGGCUGUCAGGCACUUGGUGCAAAGCACACGGACAGGCGCAAUCCUCGUAUCGGCACGGUUGAAUGGCACGGCUGGGGAGGCCUUGUCAUUGUGGGAUGAUGCGGAUGGUUCUCCUCCCCCGUCCAAGUACUCUCCUGCUGCGUACAAGGACUUCUUGACCGAGGAAGCAUCGUCAUCAUUAUCAUCUGCUGAGUUCUCAAAGAGCAACGUCAGCCGUACGAACCACUUCGUCUCAGAAUCGGACUGUAACGUUCUCAUUCUGCAUUCCAGUGGGACGACAGGUCUGCCGAAACCUAUCUAUACCUCUCAUAGGCAUUAUCUCAGCUUUGCUCUUUGCCAUGAGUUCAAGAACGAGGAAGAAAUGCUUUCGCCAGUCCUGUCGACUUCUCCGCUGUUCCACGGAUUCGGAUUGCUGCCACCAUGUCUAUCCUUGGGCGUGGGAAAACCGUUCUGCCUUGCUGAGGCAAGCACCAUCUUCACUGGGCACUCGACAGCGCAGCUCCUGCAGAGCAGCGGUUCAAAAUCGCUGCUUACAGUGCCAUCAAUUCUCGAAGAAAUCGCUCUGCUGCCAGACAAUGUGGGAAUCCAGGCUCUGCAGCCGCUACACUUUGUCGCGUUUGGCGGCGGAUUGCCCAAGGAGUCCAUCGGGGACAGAUUAACGACUGCCGGAGUGAAGCUCCUCAACCACUACGGUGCGACCGAAACGGGGCCCCUGGCACCACUAUACGUGCCCCAGCCGGGGUAUGAUUGGCAUUUUUUCAAGCUGCGCACGGACAUCCGGGACGUGCUACAGGUUUGCCUCGAGCCCAUCGUCGGCGGUGACGAGAAGCAGGAUGGACUGGCGAGUCAGUGGAAAUUGAGUCUACAGCCACUCGGCUGGGAUGAGCGGUUUCCGAUCCAGGAUAUCCUCGUCGCUCGUCCAGCUCCCGAUUCUGAAAAUGAGUAUACAGUGCUGGGCCGAAGUGAUGAUCUUAUCCGCUUGGCGACGGGGGAGAAGGUCCGUCCCACAAUCGUCGAAUCCAUGCUGGCUCAGAGCGAGGCUGUCAAGGCUGCGAUCGCAUUUGGGGACGGCCAGUUUGAAAUCGGAGUACUGAUCGAGCCGACCUUUAAGAUCUCAUCUGCAGAAGAGGAUGCAUUGAAGGCCACUCUCUGGCCUAUUAUCCAGCAGGCUGGAGAGAAGAUGGACUCCCACGCACGCAUUUCGUCUCCUCAGGCAAUUGUCCUGGUUCAGGCAGAGAGUCUCCCUCGAUCCGAUAAAGGGACGGUUUUGCGACAAGAAGUCUACCAGCGGUUUGAAAAGGAGAUUGCAGAGGUUUACCGUAGACUCGACACGGUGAUAGACUAUUCGGUCCCCCAACUCCGGGUAUCCUCACUUGAGGGCGACCUUCGUAAGCUCAUCAGCGACAAUCUGAAGUGGACAAGCAACAGCGAGUGGACGGAUGAACGGGACUUUUUCGAGCUUGGCAUGAACAGCCUCCAAGCAACCAUAUUGCGCCGGUUGCUCGUCUCUUCUCUCCGCGACGGGCUCUCCAAGGUUUCAAUUGGUCGGGACUUUGUUUACCAACAUCCGUCCGUCGCUAAACUUGCCAAGGCUGUGAGAGAAGGAUGCCAAAACCAAGCUGCAGAAGUGGAUGGUAGUCGUCUUGAAGAAUUCAUCGACACGUACUCCCUGCAGCGGCAGCAGCAGCAACCCAACGCUCACGCCGACAGUGGCACCGCGACUGUCCUCCUAACCGGGGGCACAGGCAGUCUGGGAUCGCACUCCCUAGCCGAUCUCGUCCGGCAUCCGGCAGUGCGUUGCGUCGUCUGCCUUAACCGCCCGUUCACAGGGAAGCAGGACCCGUAUGAGCGACAGGCAGUCGCCCUAAAGUCCAAAGGCAUUCGUGUCUCGCCGGAGGAAUGGUCCAAAAUAAAAGUGUUCGAGACCAAUACCAGUUCCCCCCGCCUCGGUCUGUCGGAGGCUGAUUACACCUGGCUGUGUAAAUGUAUCACUCACAUUGUCCACAACGCUUGGCCGAUGAACUUCAAAAUGCACGUGUCCUCGUACGAAUUUCAGUUCCGCGCGCUGCAGAACCUUUUGCUGCUUGCCCGAGGUGCGUAUGCCCAUCAGCAAGGUAUAAGAAGACCCCGUGUCCUCUUCAUCUCGUCCAUAUCUGUUGUCGGACGAUACGGGAAACUGACUGGAGAGACGAUCGUGUCUGAGACGCCAAUCGGAGACUUCCGAGCAGCGCUCGAUCUCGGCUAUGCGCAGGCCAAACUGGUCUGCGAAAAGAUUAUUGAGCGAGCGCGGAGCGACUUUGGCGCCGAGAUCGAGGUUGGGUACGUCCGCGUUGGGCAAAUCGCCGGAGCCGCUCAGAAGGGAUUCUGGAAUGCAGACGAACACUUUGCCAGCCUUGUUGCAUCAUCAGAGGCGCAAGGACAACUUCCGGCCAUCCGCGGGACACUCUCGUGGCUUCCCGUUGAUCUGGCUAGUGCUGCGCUAGCAGACAUCAUAUUCAACCCAGACACGCUAGAACUCGCCUAUCAUCUCGAGAACCCCGUGCGGCAGCCGUGGAACGAAGUGCUCGAUAUUCUGGCCUCGGAGUUGGACGUGGACAAGCACAAUCGUCGGCCGAUGGCUGAGUGGGUAGAAGAAGUGAGGCGGCGGCCUCUCGAGGAUGGCAGCAAUCCUGCUGCGACAAUCGCAGACUUUCUCCAGGAUGACUUUGAGUGGAUGUCUGGCGGGAGCGUCAUGUUGUCCACGGAGGCAUCCAGGCGUCAUUCGCCCACCCUGAGGCGAGUGGGUCCCGUGCAGGACGAGGCAAUUCGGAGGUAUCUCCAUUACUGGAGGAGCAUUGGUCUCAUUCGCCAGCUGAAAGAUUAG